Syngnathus typhle (broad-nosed pipefish) is the source of this 2840-nucleotide messenger RNA. Its product is annotated as ensconsin-like. The coding region runs from base 275 to 2254 and encodes 659 amino acids. Gene Ontology annotation, cellular component: microtubule cytoskeleton. Lineage: Eukaryota; Metazoa; Chordata; Actinopteri; Syngnathiformes; Syngnathidae. The record is from RefSeq and is a predicted model, not a curated record. The transcript is spliced from 14 exons. Gene Ontology annotation, biological process: microtubule cytoskeleton organization.
CCCCUCCCUCGUCCUUGCCGAGCGAAAGUAAAGCGGAGCAGCACGCCAGGGAGGAGGAAGGCCUUUUUAUAGCCGCCGUACAGUAGCGUAAGUGGAAGAAGAGGAGCUCUGUUCAGUUCGCCGAUGGCCGAGCAGCUGACGCAGUGGGGUAGCGUUGGACCCCCAGGCUUCUUCAAAUAGAAAUUGAAAGGAGGAGGAACGAGCGAAGGAGGCGGCGAAGAAGAAGAGGAGUGCGGAGCCGGAGUCGGUCGUUACGCAAGGCUCCAGAGCCAGCAUGCCUGUGCUGAAAAGCAUCGCUUCUGCCUGGCAGGGUCCUGUGAGGAGGACCGCGCGUGAAGUGGCGAGUGGCACAAAUGUGAACGAGAGGCUUAAAGCGGCCCGGGAAAGGAGAGAAGAGCAGCAGAGGUUACUCGCCUCGCGGGUGCACAGCAGGUUUGAGCGGGAGCGGCGGGCCAAGCUCCACUAUGAGCAGCAACUGCAGGAGCGCCAGAAGAAGCUGCAGGAGCAAAAACUCAAGGAAGACAUGAGGCGUGCUGCCGUGGAGGAGAAGCGACAGCAGCGUCUCAAGGAGGAGAAAGAGCGAAAUGAAUCCGCCGUGCGCCGGACCCAGGAAAAGAGCCAAAGAGCCCAAGAAAACUUCAGCCAAAACGUGAGAGGCAGGAAGCCCGCUAAAAACGCUCCACGUCACAUAGUGCUCAGCACAUGGGAGAAGAACCUGGUGAGUCGCCUGCUAACCCCCACAAGCUCUUAUCUGGCCCGGAGCAAGAGCGCUGUCGAUCAGUCGGCAGAAGAAGUUUCCUUUUACUCCACGACCAGUAGCAGCCCAAGUCGUACCCCGCAGAAGCUCCAGGACAACAGGCCGCAAAUCAAGAGGCCCCCAAAUCAGAGAGCCCAAGACCAGAAACCCCAGAUUCAGAAAAACCCAAAUCAAAGACUCCAGAUUCAGAGGCCCCAGAUUCAGAAGCCCCAAGGCCAGAGAUUACAGAACCAGAAACUACAGAUCCAGAAACCCCAAGUCCAAAGAUUACAGAACCUGAAACUGCCGAUCCAGAAACCCCAAGUCCAGAGAUUACAAAACCAGAAACCCCAGACCCAGAGACCUGUGAUCCAGAAAAGCCAGAACCUGAGACCCCCGACCCACAGGCCACCACCACCACAUCUGAGUCCCAGCCACAGCCAGAGACGAAACACCAGGGGUUUACAGCCCAAAGCAACCACGACACACAACGCUAAUAAGAAGACUCCAAACGUGGGUCCGAAUGCUCGUUCACCUCCAAACCACAAUGGUGCAACUAAAACAAGCAGAACAGCAUCGUCGCCAUCUCCAGACCGGGCUCAGAGGAGAUCAAGCCGGCGGCAUUCAAUCCCUCUUCAACUGGACCUCGAGUCGGUUCCCGAGGAGGACGUUCCAAUUUGCAACUCUGCCCUGUUACCUGGCAACUCCAGGCCUGCCAAAGUCUCCGCCGAAGACAAAAUAGAGGACUCGUCUGAGACUCUGAUCGACGAGUCAGAAGCUGAGAGCAGAACUGCGGGAGAUGGCAGUCCUUCCAGGAUGCUUUCCCCUCCACCCGAAGCCCCGCUAAGGCGCUCGAACGGUACUUCCGACCCAGAAGAGGCCUCUCGCUCGUUGGCCAUGAAGAGGCGAGAGGCUCGGCUGCUCAGGGACCUGGAGGAGCAGGAGAGCUUGGCAGCGGCCGAAGUUGAAAGGCGCAAUCGCGAGGAGCUGGAGCGCCGCGAGGCUGAGGAGCGAGCCCGGCAGCAGGCUGAGACUGAGCGCUUGAUCGCGGAAAAGCAAAGACGUGAGGAAGACGCGCAUCGGCGUGCCGAGGAGGAGAGAGCUCAGGCCAUGCAUGAAGCGGCGCUUCUGCAGAAGCAGAGGGAGGAGGAACAAGCUCGAGAGCGGGAGAAAGCGGCCCAGGCGCAGAAGGAGCGUGAGCUGGCCGCGCAGAAAGAGGAAGCAGAACGCCAAGUUCGGAAAAAGCGACUAGAGGAGAUCAUGCGGAGAACCAGAAGAACAGUUUCUCCUGACACGAAAUCAGCGCCGGUGAGCAUCUUACCCAAGGAGAACAAUGAGCCUCCUGUGCAGGAUGGCGUCAAGCUCCCGGCGGGUUCCAGGCCCUCACAGACGCUGAUGGAUGACAAAGACGCCAAUGAUGACAUGGUGCCUGUGGUGGCCUUCAAAGAGCGCAGGUCUCUCCGGACUCUCACGGGUCUGGAAGACAUCCAGACACACCAACGAGCAGAGGUCAUUUGAAUUGCACAUUCUCAGACAAGCAUGGAUGUCAGCACCAUAUUGUGAGGACUGCGAUAACAGCCAUCUUCUUCUCCAUCUGAUUUCAAGGAAAAUGUCCUUAAAGCAUCAAUUCCGCACAGCAAGAUAAUCAAUUAAUCGUGGCUUUUUUCCCUGAUACUUCACAUAGCAGUCUUGAACACUGUCGUCUCCGGUGUAGUGACAAUCACUUUGGUAUUUGUUGCCGUAGAAGCGCUUUUUGUGCAGGUCGCACCAUAACACACAAUCCCGUCUGUAGUAUGAGCAAACACAUUUACAAGCUGCUAAAGAACCCUUAAGUAGUUCCCAAAGACUGCUUUUUUAAAGUGUUGAAUAAUGUAUUUUUGCACAAAUAGAAGUGGCUUUGCUUAACAUUAUUAAUAUAUGCAAUCUCUAUCAAAGUAAUCCAUGGUAUUUUAUUAUUGUUACAUGAAAGCGUAAGAAACAAAUCAACAUGUUACGUUUUGGUCAUUUGUUAGCAAAUAGGUUCAAAUAAACUGUAAAAGUUAUGCUAUUCAUUUAAGGCUAUGUCUUUGUUGAAUGUAAAUUGUAUUAAAUUCACUAAAUGAGA